Chanos chanos (milkfish) is the source of this 651-nucleotide messenger RNA. RefSeq names its product F-box protein 36b (gene fbxo36b). The record is from RefSeq and is a predicted model, not a curated record. Gene Ontology annotation, molecular function: protein binding. Lineage: Eukaryota; Metazoa; Chordata; Actinopteri; Gonorynchiformes; Chanidae. The coding region runs from base 1 to 651 and encodes 216 amino acids. The transcript has 4 exons.
AUGGCGAGUCUGUUGGAAGAAACUUUAUUUGAAAUCAGUGGACAAGGUCCUGCGCCAAAUAAAGAUUAUUUUCAUCUUAAAAUAAGUAAAACUGAGGUAAUUUGGAGGUGGUGGAAGAUUUCUUUGCGGACUGAAUGUCGAAACAUGAGGCCGGGGGAAGUAAGAGAAUCGCACUCGGACUAUUUAGACGACAACCGGCUCCAGAGUCAAGUGAGUGUGGUGUUUGGUCCGCGGAUCUUACAGCAUACCAAAGCCUUGUGCGCGGGCCAAAUUGAUUACUUGGAGCGUCUGCCCAAUUCUCUGCUCUUCACCAUCAUGAACUACCUGGAGCUUGAGGACAUCACGAAGCUUGGAUGCACUUCUCGCAGGUUCAGAAAGCUUUGUAGCUCAGAGGAGUUCUGGGAGCAAAUGGUUCGAGUGCGUUUCGACACUGUCCCUGCUGGAGUGGAGGCCAUUGCCCAGGAGCUGGGAUGGAGAUCUGUCUUCUUUACCAACAAGCUGCAGCUACAGAAGCAAAUUAGGCGCAGGACACAUAGGACGACAGAGCAACUUGAUUUGAAAAACAACACAGUGUCACAUCUCGACAGUACAAAGCUGUCAGAGUAUGGUCAGGGUGAGUGGAGAGCAGAGUGUGAGAACGGAUUUAAGUGA